Egretta garzetta (little egret) is the source of this 2769-nucleotide messenger RNA. It is a transcript of the gene CLSTN2, whose product is annotated as calsyntenin 2. The record is from RefSeq and is a predicted model, not a curated record. Gene Ontology annotation, biological process: positive regulation of synaptic transmission; positive regulation of synapse assembly; homophilic cell-cell adhesion. NCBI's taxonomy places the organism in Eukaryota, Metazoa, Chordata, Aves, Pelecaniformes, Ardeidae. Gene Ontology annotation, cellular component: postsynaptic membrane; cell surface. The transcript is spliced from 16 exons. Gene Ontology annotation, molecular function: kinesin binding; X11-like protein binding; calcium ion binding. The coding region runs from base 154 to 2769 and encodes 871 amino acids.
AAACACAAGCCCUGGAUUGAGACAUCGUACCAUGGAAUCAUAACUGAAAACAAUGACACUGUAAUUUUGGAUCCUCCCCUUGUUGCUUUGGAUAAAGAUGCACCUGUUCCCUUUGCAGGUGAAAUCUGUGCUUUUAAAAUCCAUGGACAAGAAAUGCCCUUCGAAGCUGUUGUGCUUAACAAGACAUCUGGAGAAGGUCGUCUUCAAGCAAAGAGUCCUAUUGACUGUGAACUGCAGAAGGAAUACACAUUCAUCAUCCAGGCCUAUGACUGUGGAUCAGGACCAGGUGGAACAAACUGGAAGAAAUCUCACAAGGCAGUGGUCCAUAUCCAGGUAAAGGAUGUCAAUGAGUUUUCACCAGCUUUCAAGGAGAGUGUGUAUAAGGCCACUGUGACAGAGGGAAAGAUCUAUGACAGCAUACUGCAGGUAGAAGCCAUAGACGAGGACUGUUCCCCACAGUACAGCCAAAUCUGCAAUUAUGAAAUUGUCACAACUGAUGUUCCUUUUGCCAUUGACAGAAACGGUAACAUCAGAAAUACUGAGAAACUGAACUAUGAUAAACAGCACCAGUAUGAGAUAAUGGUAACAGCUUUUGACUGUGGGCAAAAACAUGCAACAGAAGAUGUCUUAGUACGAGUUAAUGUCAAACCAGUGUGCAAACCAGGCUGGCAAGACUGGAACAAACGGAUUGAAUACAAGCCUGGUUCUGGCAGCAUACCUUUGUUUCCCAGCAUCCAUCUAGAAACAUGUGAUGGACCAGUUUCCUCAAUACAUACCACCAUUGAAUUACAGACCAAUUACAUUGGAAAGGGCUGUGAUCGUGAAACGUACUCAGAAAAAUCUCUGCAGAAAUUAUGUGGAGCUUCCUCCGGUGCCAUUGACCUGUUACCAUCUCCCAGUGCAACAACUAACUGGACAGCUGGGCUUCUCAUGGAUAACAAUGACAUGAUUUUUAAAUUUGAUGGAAAGCAAGGAGCCAAAAUCCCAGAUGGAAUAGUCCCAAAGAAUUUAACUGAUCAAUUCACCAUCACUCUGUGGAUGAAACAUGGACCUAGUCCAGGGUUAAGAGCUGAGAAAGAGACUAUUCUCUGCAACUCUGACAAGACAGAGAUGAACCGACAUCACUAUGCCCUGUACGUGCACAACUGCCGAUUAGUGUUUCUGUUGCGCAAAGACUUUGAUCAGGCUGACACCUUUCGUCCUGCAGAGUUCCACUGGAAACUGGAUCAGAUUUGUGAUAAAGAGUGGCAUUACUAUGUUGUCAACGUUGAGUUUCCCGUUGUUACGUUAUACAUGGAUGGAACAACAUAUGAACCUUACCUCGUGACCAACGACUGGCCUAUCCACCCAUCACACAUAGCCAUGCAGCUGACAGUCGGCGCUUGUUGGCAAGGAGGUGAAGUCGCCAAGCCCAGAUUUGCUCAGUAUUUCCAUGGCAGCCUGGCCAGUCUUACCAUCCGGCCAGGCAAAAUUGAGAGUCAGAAAGUGAUUUCCUGUUUGCAGGCCUGCAAGGAAGGUCUGGAUAUUAAUUCUCUUGAGAGUCUUGGCCAAGGAAUAAAGUAUCACUUCAACCCUUCCCAGUCAGUCCUUGUCAUGGAAGGAGAUGACAUUGAGAAUAUAAAUCAAGCUCUCCGAAAGGUCUCAUACAUCAACUCUCGACAGUUUCCUACUGCAGGCGUACGACGUCUCAAAGUCUCAUCUAAAGUCCAAUGUUUUGGUGAAGAUGUCUGCAUUAAUAUCCCAGAUAUAGAUGCGUAUGUAAUGGUGCUUCAGGCCAAUGAGCCCAAGAUUACAAUAAGUGGGAUGGACCACUUUGCUAGACCAGCUGCACAAUUUGAAAGUGGAAGAGGUGUAAUUUUGUUACCUGACAUCAGGAUUGUCAGCACAGUCACAAAAAUGGAGCAUCCAGUGGACUUAAAAGAACGUGACAGAGGCAAUAAGCCAGUGGUAUUAGAGGAAAUGCUGCACAACUUGGAUUUCUGUGAUGUUUUGGUCAUUGGCACAGAACUAGAUCCUGAGCAAGAGUGUUUAGAACUAGAUCAUGUGGAGCUUCAAGGAAAGCAUCUAGAUGCCACAAAUUCCACAGCAGGAUAUUCAAUCUAUGGUGUGGACAGCAUGCACAGCUAUGAACAGGUUCUUCGGCAGAUUCGAUAUCGUAACUGGUACACUUCUGCCACCUUUGACAGAAAGUUCAGAGUCAAGUGCUCCGAGCUAAAUGGACGUUACACUAGCAAUGAAUUUAACUUGGAGGUUAAUAUUCUACACAGCUCCAACUCCAACUUCAUGGACCAUGUAAAUCAUGUGAUAGUACAACCACAAUUUCUCCAAUCUGUCCACCACACAGAGGGAAGCAUAAGUACUGUUCACAACUCAGUUGUUCCAAGUGUGGCUACUAUCGUUAUAAUAAUCUGUGUGAGCAUACUCAUCUUCAUCAUAACCUUGGGGGUCUAUCGAAUUCGGACAGCUCAUCAGCACGGCUCUGCAGACAAUGAAGGAAGUAAAGAAAAUGAAAUGGAUUGGGAUGAUUCUGCUCUGACUAUUACCGUCAACCCCAUGGAGAAAUAUGAAAAGCCUCACCAGACAGAAGAGGAGAGUGAGGAAGAAGACAUAGAAGAUGAAGAGGAAGACACAACUAGUGCUGAAUCGGAUGAAAGUGAAGAGGAGGAGGAGGAGGAGGAGGAAGAGGAAGUGAUUGUCCAAAAGGGAGACAAACAGAAUGCCACCAGGCAAGAGCAGUUGGAGUGGGAUGAUUCAACACUCCCAUACUAA